Messenger RNA from Tricharina praecox, 1198 nucleotides. RefSeq lists its product as uncharacterized. The record is from RefSeq and is a predicted model, not a curated record. NCBI's taxonomy places the organism in Eukaryota, Fungi, Ascomycota, Pezizomycetes, Pezizales, Pyronemataceae. The transcript has a single exon. The coding region runs from base 337 to 1002 and encodes 221 amino acids.
GUGACGCGCGACGGGAGUAGGGGGGAUGGGGGAGUGCAGAUGGUGCUCGAGCUGGCGGAUUAGUUAGUCCGACAGGACAGGACAACACAGAGAUUCCCAUGUAGAGAUGAGUGGCAUCAUGUGUGAUACAUAGAUAACACCUAGGUAGCUACAUACCAUCCCACUGCGUACUCAUGUAUGUAUGUACCGUCCUACAUAUCGCCGAUGAUGCGCGGUGUAUGUACAUACCGGUAGCGUGGAUUCGUGGUCAUUCGAGGCCGACCCGAGGUAUGUACAUGGACCUAUGUACCUAAGGUACCUCAUAUGUAAUCGAUUUGGCCGACGACGCAGCAACGAAUGCAUGGAACUAGAGUGUUCAGAGGAAGAGGGUUCACAGACAAAAGAUGGCGGAUGUCGUCUUGUAUUUAUAGCCCGGACAGCGUGGCUAGCACGCUGCACGCAGCACGGCCGCACGCCGCACGGUCGGUGGACGGUGGGAGCUUGCUGCAAGCCUGCAACAGCCUACAGGUGCAUACCGGCCGUGCCCGCCCGCAUGAUGAGAAGUGGGUACAGGAAGGGCGAGUGAUUGCGAACGAAGGGUGUUGUGGUAUUGGGGAGUACGUCUUCACUCCCCACCGUAAGCGGGUGAACACAGCAGCAGCAGUAUCUAGCCGGCCGUUGAAGCCACGAGUGACGAAUCCCGAUCCCUGCGCCGCUCCGCACGAACCCCACGAACCUCACGAACGCCGUGGAUCCUGCGGCGCAUGCCCGGAAAGUCACUGCACAGUGCACACAUUCUCUCCACAGCGGUCCUCCCCCUCCCUAGCGAACGGGGGGGGCGGGGACGGGCGGGGAGUGCAGCGGCGAGGAAUUCCUGUGCCCGCCACCGGCCGAGCAGCCUCUCCCGAGCCCGAGUGCCUCCGAGAGCCCGCCAGAUAUGUACCGGUAGUUACGGUAUGUAGUCGCGGUGCCCGACGCUCGCUCCCCGCCGCCGCCCGCGUGGCAGUCUCGACUCUCGCUUAAUACGGUAAUCGCGAUAACGACAGUCGUCGGGCGGGGGACCAAUGGGAAAUGGGAGGGGAGUUGAGGAUAUCAAUGGUUUCGUCUGCUCUACGGUAUCUCGUAUUUGACAUUGUACGUAGCUACUCGCUGCUCGGUGCUAUGGUACCUAGAGCAGGGUGAGCCUUGAUGCUGGAGGGCGGAUGUGCGGAUGGAUGUG